UUUACGGUACGAGUCCGUUACAUAACCAAGCCCCCCUUCUCUCUAAACCUAGAAGUAGGGGAAGCCCUUGCCCGUGAGCACGGCCUGCGUCACGAUGCCCGAGAACGCGAGCAUGGCCAGCCGGCCGUUCUCGAGCUCCUUGAGCUGCAUCUCCGGGUCGUUCGCGCCGCCGAUCUGGAGCGGGUCGAAGCCGAAGUCUCCCGGCUGGCGCCCCGAGCCGUCGAGCAUCUCCAAAAUCGCGAGGUAGCCGAUGCACUCGGCGACGGCGAUCCAGAUGCCGAUCUGCGUCAUCGCGCCCAUGUCCACCGCCAUGUCGUGCGCGUUGAUCGACGCCACGUUGUGCAUUUCCCCCGGGAGGCGGAACCCCAAGUCCGUCGCGACGAAGCCGACGACCGCGAGCAUGCAGACGCGGCCGUGCUUGAGCUCGCUCUCGCGGAGCCACUCGACGGGCACCCAAUCACUCAAACCGAGCGGGUCGAAGCCCUUGUCGCCGACCAUGCCCUUGAGCUUCUGCGGCCGCGGCAGGAAAGGCAUCGCGGGCGAGCGCCUGCGUUUUGGGAGGGGUUAGCGGCGCGCGCGUCGUGUGUGUUACGUGUGCCGCCUCUCUCGGUGGCACAGCGACGGCGUGCGGGCGGGCCCGCCGACCGCCGACCGCCGUUCUCCGACAUCGUGGAAGACGGCGGCCAGAGCCCGCUUUCCGCACGCUCCGCGUCCUUUGGAGCCUCAGUUAGGUGCGUCGGCAUCGUUUGGACGGCCCCAAGGCUUCGCGGGGCCAGCGCGCGCGCGCGCUUUGCGAACCGGCUGCUAAUGCUAAAUCGACGCUGUGGACGCACUCUACGCUGCUAACCUCCGCCGAAAGCUGCGUGGCGGGCCUGGCAGGCGCCACAGGCGCCAUUAAGGCGCUUGCACCCGCCGCGAGGGCCAGGCAGCGCAUCAUAUUGGCCAAAUUGCCUAUG
Messenger RNA from Pelagomonas calceolata, 956 nucleotides. Lineage: Eukaryota; Pelagophyceae; Pelagomonadales; Pelagomonadaceae. The record is from the annotation of a GenBank genome assembly.